Molecule: messenger RNA, 2407 nt
Organism: Chara braunii
Lineage: Eukaryota; Viridiplantae; Streptophyta; Charophyceae; Charales; Characeae
Source: the annotation of a GenBank genome assembly
CGGCGGCGCAUCUUCCCGCUUCAGCUUUCGCAGUGGUAGAAUGGCCCCGAGGCGAGGAGGCGGCGGUCAAGCUCGUGGGAAAAAACGUGAUGCCAUCACUGAAGACACGGCGGGCGGUUCAGGUGGAGGACGUCACAUGACAAAGACGAAACGGUCACGUCAGGACGCGGGUUCUGUCAGCGGCGCACACUUGGACGGAGACGGUUGGGGAAGACCAAACGACGGCGAAGGCCACGAUUACACGGGAUACCCCGCUGUGGAGGAGGUGGCGCGAAUGGAGCAAGGCCAGAUCACACCUGUUACGACGCAGCAAGGGAGAAAUCGCGAAGAUGCAGGAACUGGGACAUCUGCGGCGACGCCACGUGUGCAACAAGCAGUCGGCGAACGAGGAUCUGGAGGUGCAGCGACGCCACCUGUACAACAAGCACUCGGCGAGCGAGGAUCUGGUGGGGGGGGAGACGCGGCCAUGCUUGGAGAUCAGGCGCAGGUUCGCGGCGCCGCUGCGGACGUGGGCGAAGCGGUGGGCACACCUCGUGAAACGGGAGGAGGGGGGCGCAAGGCCGAGGAGGCGGCGAGGACAUUGGAGAUCCCCCGCGCAAAGAAGAGAAAGGCGAUGGAGGACGAGGAGCCGCUUGCUAACAGGGUCCGCAAAGGUAGAGUGGUGAAAGAACUGGCUGAUCGGGCGAAACUAUGGGUGGACGACAAGUCGUUCUGGACGUCGGGGGAGGGCCGCAGGCUGUACAACAUUGUGAACGACGCACGGGAGUACCUUGUCGCCAUCGCCAGAGGAGUUCCUUUGCCGAAGGUCCCCAGAAGUGUAGCCUUGCCGAGGUCGAACGUCACGGUGACGAGGCUCACUGAUUCCGUGCAGUUGCAGGGGGCGAUGAAUCGCGUGUCGAAGUGCAAGAACGUGGUGAUGCGUGUUCUGAACGGAUGGGUCUUCAAGUCCGGAAGCACGGAGAGGGGGUACACUCUCGCCUUCCAGUACCUCCUCGAAUCGGUGGCCACGGACUUCACGCGCGCGAUGUGGCUCGGAGAGGACAAGAGCAACGUCAUCAGCCCCGCCAUUUGCACGCACACUUUGGAGCUCGGGAUGGGCCUGCCUCUGUGGUACGCAGGUGCUCACAUCGAAGACAGGCCCCGGGACAACGACAUGGCUGCUUACCAGGAAGCGACUGUCAUGCGACUGACUGCUGCGUUCAGCGCGGUGGUAGAAAUAGGGAACGCGGUGGAUGGAGGAUGCAUAAGUCAGGACCGUUUGUCCCAUGUUGCAGAGAGCUUGAAGGUCCUCUUGGCGGCUUCCAUGUGGAUAAUGCGAUUGGCGAUAGACGAUCCGAGGUCUCACAACGAAGCUUUCUACCUCUGCAACCUCGUCGCGAAGCCCGUUAUAGUGGGGUCCAUGCACCGCAGCUUCGAUCAUCGUCGCCACACCUUGGUCGUCGCGACCACCGCAACCGAGCGACUGGGGAAAGCGCAGUUGACAUUGGGUCACACACCGAAUUUCAUCCCGGACUGGGCUAAGUGCGGGGCCCUCCGGUGUGCGAAGACGACGAUGACGAUGCCGAAGACAACUGAACGCCACUCGGGAGGAGGACGACGACAACGACGACGACGACGAAGACAGUUGAACGCCGCUGCGGAAGAGGAUGUUGACGGUGAUGAUGAUGACGACGUCGAUGAUGACGAUGAUGACGACGAUGAUGAUGAUGAUGAUGAUGGCGAGGAUGAUGAUGAUGAUGACGACCACGAUGAUGAUGAUGACAGUGACGAUGAUGACGACGAUGAUGAUGAUGAUGAUGAUGACGACGAUGAUGAUGAUGAUGACGACUACGAUGAUGAUGAUGGUGAUGAUGGUGAUGAUGGCGAUGACGACGAUUGUGGUGAUGAUGAUGAUGAUGAUGAUGAUGAUGUUGAUGAUGAUGAUGAUGACGAWGACGAUGAUGAUGACGACGACGAUGAUGAUGACGACGAUGAUGAUGAUGAUGAUGACGAAGACGAAGAUGAUAACCGGUCGGAGUUAGCGCGGGCAAGGUUCUUUUUUCUGUUUGUUUUCGGUCGAGUAGGGCGCUGCUCGGCGUUGUAAAUAUAGUGGACUCGGAAGUGCGAUCGGUUCUUCUACUUUCGUUUUUUUUUUUUUUUUUUAAAGGUGACAUCUGUUCGCGUGAUGGCGGAUGACGUGCUUUGGUUUAGGAGGGGUCUUUGCGACAGUCAUGUAUUCCGCAAUUUGCGGUGCAUGUUCGAUCUUCCGACGUUGUCUUCGUGAUCAUUCGGUGAAGAAUACCAUUCACAAGCCACAUUAUUCAAAUCUGUGUUCUUUGUUUGUACGAUGCGUUUUUAACGCGCUGUCCUUUUCUCACAAAGGGUUGUGCUUUUUUUGCCAUCAUUGCUGUUAUGCGGCUUUUGCAUG